Molecule: messenger RNA, 1696 nt
Organism: Harpegnathos saltator (Jerdon's jumping ant)
Lineage: Eukaryota; Metazoa; Arthropoda; Insecta; Hymenoptera; Formicidae
Product: WD repeat-containing protein 46
Exons: 6
Coding region: 114-1691 (525 amino acids)
Biological process (GO): maturation of SSU-rRNA from tricistronic rRNA transcript (SSU-rRNA, 5.8S rRNA, LSU-rRNA)
Cellular component (GO): small-subunit processome; 90S preribosome; nucleolus
Molecular function (GO): protein binding
Source: RefSeq, a predicted model, not a curated record
CGUCCAGACGAAACUCCGGCUGCUCCGGCAUACGGAAUGCAGCCCAGUAGGGAUUCACAUGGUGUGUGAGAGGUUAAAUUCGUUUACAUCAAGAGAAGUCAAAAAGAACGACAAUGAAUCGACCAGCGAAUGAUCAUUACCGUGGGAAGGCACCGGUAAAUAAGGAAGCCUUAGAAAAACACUCGAAAGGUCCUGGCAUUGACUUGAAACGAAAAACAACUACAGUCAAAAAUAAAGUAAUCAGGACAAAGCUGAAGAAGAAAGAACAAGCUAUACUGAAAGCAGCUGAAGCUUCUGCUCGGAACGAGUUAUUACUGACAGAAGAACAUGGUUUUUUAGAAGCUGAAGCUGGAGAAACCACUACUGCAUAUCGACAAAAACAAAUUGUAGACAAUGUAGAUAUAACAAGUGCGGCCAAAAGAUUCAAACUAGAUUUGCAAUUUGGCCCCUAUUGCUUUAGAUAUACUAGAAAUGGCAGGCACUUACUUCUGGGUGGGAAACAAGGUCAUGUUGCAGCUUUUGACUGGGUGACUAAGAGAAUGGCCUGUGAAAUAAAUGUAAUGGAAUCUGUGCAUGAUGUCACAUGGUUACACCAGGAAACUAUGUUUGCAGUAGCACAAAAGGAUUGGGUUUAUGUUUAUGACAAUCAGGGAGUAGAAUUGCAUUGUUUGAAGAGAAUGAAUGGUGUAACCAGAUUGGAAUUUUUGCCUUAUCAUUUCUUGCUUGCCAGUGGAUCCAAGGAUGGUAAUGUAGCUUGGUUGGAUGUGUCGAUAGGCAAGCUUAUCGCUCGUUUUAAUACAAAUGUUGGAAGGAUAUCUGUCAUGACACAAAACCCAAGUAAUGCAGUCCUAUGUGUGGGAGACUCAAAGGGAGUAGUGUCCAUGUGGUCUCCAAAUGAACAUAAACCAUUGGCAAAAAUGCUCUGCCAUCGAUUCCCAAUCAUGACAUGUAUUGUACAUCCAUAUGGAACUUACAUGGCAACAAGUUGUGCUGAUAAAUCUGUUAAAUUAUGGGAUAUAAGACAAUUAGCAGGACCAGUCAGUCAUAUGUUUCUUCGUUCCCCUGCUUUCCGUAUGUCUUACAGUCAGUGUGGUCUGCUGGCUUUUGCGAUGGGUAAUGUAGUGGAAGUAUUUAGAGAAACUUCAGGUGACCUUAAGCCAUAUAUACGGCAUAAGACUGCACGUAAUGUGUGUUGCACAAGGUUUUGUCCAUAUGAAGAUGUACUAGGUAUUUCUACGGCUAAUGAAUUCUCGUCACUGCUAGUACCAGGAAGUGCUGAAGCGAACUAUGACGCGUUUGAGGUUAAUCCAUUCCAAAAUAAACAGCAGCGACGAGAAACGGAGGUGAAAACACUUUUAGAGAAAAUACAACCGGAGUUUAUUACUCUUGACUCGACUGAUAUAACGGAGGUUGAUGUACCUACUUUGAAAGACAAAGUAGAAGCAAAGAAGAACCUUUCGUAUAUUAAACCAAAGCCGAUAGACUUCAAACCUCGACACACAAGAGCUAAGGGAAAGGGUGGUACUGCAAAGAUAAUAAAAACCAAGAAGAUAUUAAAAGACUUAAAUCAUAAAGAAAUGAUCAAAGAGCUUCGUGAAGUGAAAGCGAAAGAAGUAAAAACGAAAGAAGAAGUGACAUCAAAGAAGUCGCAAAAUCAGAACGAUUAUGGUGUAUUAAAUAGAUUUUUAUGAAAAUA